AUGCUAAGCUCGCUUGGCAAAUUGACCGAUUCUCUAGAGCUUCCCGAUUCUCUUCGUUAUCUUUACUGGCUUAGUUAUCCACUGGAAUCUUUACCGUCAAAUUUUUGUCCGGAAAAUCUAGUUGAGCUUCAUAUGCGAUAUAGCAAAGUUAAGAAGCUUUGGAAAGAAGAGCAGAUACUUGUCAACUUACAAGUGAUUGAUCUGCGGGGUUGUUCAAAUCUAACUGAAGUUCCAAAUCUCUCCGGGAGUCUAAAAAUUGUGGAGAUAAAUCUCGGGCGCUGUCGAAGUUUGGUUGAAAUUCCUUCGUAUUUUCAACAUCUUGACAAGCUUACUCAUCUUGAGCUUAGAGACUGCACCAGACUCGGGUAUCUUCCAGAGAUGCCAGGAAAUAUUAGAUACUUAGAUUUACGAGGUAGUGGUAUAAAGGAGUUGCCUGAAUCAGUUUGGUCUAACGAAAAUAUUGCUUACUUGAAUUUAAGGCAAUGCGAAGACCUUAAGAAACUUCCAAGCAGUAGGUGUAAGUUGAAAAAUCUCGAGAAACUUGAUCUCAAUUCGUGCUCUAAAUUUGAAAACUUUCCAGAGAUUUUGGAGCCAAUGGAACAUUUGAAGUCCUUAAGUUUAAUUCAUACAGCAGUUACAGAGGUACCCUCAUCAAUCUGUAACUUGAAAUAUCUUGAGAGUCUUGAUCUCACCAAGUGCUCUAGAUUUUCCAAAUUCCUUGAAAUCUUGAAGCCAAUGGAACAUUUGGUGUCUCUUUGUUUGCAAGACACAGUUGUCGAAAUGCUUCCUUCGUCUAUUGGAAAUCUAAAUAGGCUUCAAGAUUUAAACCUUAGUCGCUGCUGUCAACUUAAGGAUGUCCCAAAAAGUAUCUACAGUUUAAUCAGUCUUAGACGUCUCAACUUUUGGGGCUGUCGGAGACUUGAAAAAUUGCCUUCCAGCUCUGUUGGUUUUCUCUCUUUAGAAGAACUAGAACUCAGCUUCAGCGGUAUAUUGGAAAUACCAGCAAGCAUCAAACAAGCUUCUCGGUUGUCUAUGCUCGACUUAUGCUGGUGCAGCCGGCUUCAAUCUAUACCAGAGCUCCCAGUGCUAUGUAAUGUUAAAGCUGAAGGCUGCACAUCGCUGAAGAUAGUGUCAAGUUCAAGGACAGCCCUCACACAAGGUUGGGAUAAACCUAAUUAUUGUUUCAGACUUUUUACUAAUUGCCCAAAAUUGGAUAAUAAUUCAAGGAGCAACAUAAUGGAUGAAGCACAGAUUACAAUUAUGCGAAUGGCAACUGUUGCGCCAUUAAAGGAUUACUGGAGUCAUAGACCCUGGGCUCAUAAUCCCUGGCCUCAGAUUAACGUUGUAUGUCCAGGAAAAGAAAUUUCAAAUUGGUUCAGCUAUCAAAAUGAGGGAUCUUCAGUAGACAUUGAGCUUUGUCCAGAUUGGUUUCGAACAGGUUUAUUUGGUUUCGCUCUCUCUGUUGUUCUUUCAUGCAGUUCAGACGUGAAGUAUUUAUUCAAGACGGUAAGAGCUAAUUUCAUUGUCAAAGUCAUGGGUGAAAGCCAUGAACUGUUCAGUUCUAAGUACAUUAUCCGAGGCUCCAAUGACGGCCAACAUCACGUGCAUGUGUGGAAUGAGGCCUUUAGAAGUGAAGAGGUAGGAAAAAACUGCUCCCCUGAUGUUUACAAACUUGCCAAAGAGGCCUCUGUCGUCUUCUUGUGCCCAUUUUCUAUCGAGGUGGAAAGCUGUGGUAUAUGCCCAUUGUAUGCCGAAGAGGCUGAGAAAUUCAAAUUUGGUCAUGUGUUCAUGUCGAGGGGACCAAAAGUAGAAGAAGAAACAAGACAAGAUGAUGAUUCCAAAGGUGGUGGAUCAAGAGAUGAGCCUCAAGUAAGAGAAUUAAGACAUCCCGAGCUCACAUUUACCACUUCAACUACAAUUGGACUACAAAUUCAAAAUCGGCCCGUCGGAAAUACGCAUCGAAAAGAUUCACAUUCACCGAUUGGUUCUGCGGCGAUGCCAUCUCCACCGUUGGAUUGCGAUUCGCGGAGGAUCAGACCACGGAAUCAAUCGAGAGCACCGCGCGCUCAGGCUGCAGUACGCGCAAGGAGCGCCGGGAAAACCACAAAUUCGGAGGACCAGGAUUUGGUUGCCUUUCUUCUCCGAUUCGGAGGAAAAUCAGAAGACGACGAAGACACCGAGCGAGACACCGAGCGAUGCCAAUAG
Molecule: messenger RNA, 2205 nt
Organism: Malus domestica (apple)
Lineage: Eukaryota; Viridiplantae; Streptophyta; Magnoliopsida; Rosales; Rosaceae
Source: RefSeq, a predicted model, not a curated record